Molecule: messenger RNA, 612 nt
Organism: Arachis stenosperma
Lineage: Eukaryota; Viridiplantae; Streptophyta; Magnoliopsida; Fabales; Fabaceae
Exons: 2
Coding region: 1-612 (203 amino acids)
Source: RefSeq, a predicted model, not a curated record
AUGUCUUUAAAGGAUUUUUUCAAAGUAAGAACUAUAUUGGCUCUCACGCUGGACACCGCUGAAGAGAUCAACAACCAUCUGAUGACUAUCAUUCUUGGAGGGAAAAAAUUAUAUCUUAGUUCGGAUUCAAUUUGUAUGGAUGAAGAGAAUAUGGAAAGUCAACUAGAUCUCUAUGGUCCUGAAUUACUGAAUAGUAUAAAUUACUCUGGUUUGCCUCCACAUAAAUUAAUACUUAAGGUUGGUGGUUCAGUGAUGUUACUGAGGAAUAUUAACCAAUCCAAUGAUCUUUAUAUUGGUACAAGGCUACAAGUUAGAAAGCUUAGAAAUCAUGUCAUAGAAUGUGAAGUCUUAAUGGGUAACAAUGUUGGUCAUAUUGUUUUGAUUCCAAGAAUGAAUAUGAAGCUAGAAGAAGCCUUCAACAGAGCAUGCAAAAGGGAGAUAGAGACACCGAGUGACCAAGACAGUGGUGGAGUACCUUCGAACGGGCUUCGAACUGGGACAGUGGUUGCGGAGAACAGAGAUAGUGCCGGCGGCGGCGUGGCUGCGCGACGGAGGAAGGUUGCGAUUUCUGCACGAUGGAAGGGAAGGUUGAUAUCGAUGGCUACUGCGUGA